Messenger RNA from Musca domestica (house fly), 4428 nucleotides. RefSeq lists its product as uncharacterized. The record is from RefSeq and is a predicted model, not a curated record. The coding region runs from base 327 to 3626 and encodes 1099 amino acids. Lineage: Eukaryota; Metazoa; Arthropoda; Insecta; Diptera; Muscidae. The transcript has 4 exons.
CGCUACACCAACUGAGUGAAUACUUAUUUUCUUUGACACAGAAUUGUGUUUUUGUUACGGCUUUAAAGUGUUGCUUUACACAGAUUAAACUAUAAAAUAAUAACAAAUUGUUAACAAAUGAAACAAAUCAAAAUGUGAAACGGAAAUAUCAAAUAACUUUCAACGGAACAUCCUAAAAUCUCAAUCAAUCGAAAGAACAACAAGACGGCUGCGGAAACAAUACAGUUUGCUCUCAAACAGCCCGUCAGUCAGUCACUCAGCCACAUUCGACGACAUUUGAAAGGCAGAAAAGCGUACGUGCGUACGUGCUAGUUGAAAGGUAGCUGAUGGAUACCAAAGUCCCCGCGAUAGCCAAGGAGGAGAUGGCGAACGAGUUCCAUGAAAUGGCAAUGACAGAAGAUAUAAGUCUGUUGCGCCAGCCGAUGAGAACGGCCCUCACCGGAUUCCUGGAGGCGAAGAAAGCCUAUGAGAAUGGUACUGAUGAGGUACGUCGCUUGCUGUUACAUGAGUGUUCCAUCAUCUACGAGUGCAAUGUGUGUCGCAAUAUGUUUCGCAGUUUGGUCAACUUUAUCAGCCACAAACGCAUCUACUGCAAAUUGUCCGCCGAGGGAAAUCAGCGACCCUAUUCGGAUCACAACUCGAGCGUUAUUAUACAACCCACAGAGCAACGUUCUCAGGCGUGGUUUAGUAAAAGUCGCAGUACUGGAUCAUCACCAAUACCAACAAAAACGUCAUCACGCGAUUUAAGCAAAGUCAUUGAACGACUUAGACGUACUGAAAUAAAAUCAACAGAAACACUUAAAGAUCAAAAUGAUGAUUCUAAACGAAACGAGUGGCCCACAACUGGGCCAGAAGAAAAACAAGAAUUGCCAGGGGAACAGCUUAAACCAGAACAAAACGAUCCGAUUUUGCAAUUGGAGUCCGUUCCGACGUCAACCCAAGCUGUAUAUCAAACUCUUAAACCGUUCAAUGCCAAGGACAGUAUUAGGACUGAGGUUAACGAAGUUCAUAAUCUCCUUACCAAUCAAAAGACCAUGAUAGGACCGGAUGGCAAGGCCAUAGUCAGUAAUUCGUUUUUAACUGCAACUACUGUGAACUUGUUACCAAAUGACACGCGUGAGGAGUCAUCAUUAGUAACAGCUCUGGACUCACUAAAUGAAUUAAAAACUUUAGCUAUUAGUGAUAAACUUGCAGAUCUCCAACAGCAACAACAGCCAGAGGUAACCUGCGAGAUGUGUCAGAUGACUUUUCAAACCGAGAAAACUUUAAAUAUCCACAUACAAAAGAAACACAAUUCCUCGACAUAUGUAUUCCAAUGUCCAACAUGUUCGUUGACAUUCCUGCAACCUGCCGCAGUUAUAAGGCAUUUGGCCAACGAGCACAAGAAACCCCUUAAAAGAAUUCGUAAAAUGCGGGAAUCAAUUUUGAAAAAACGUAUUCAAAUCGGAAAUGUCCAAGUAAAGGGGCCAUGUCGUGAAUUAAAGGGCCUACAAUUGGACUCUACCAAAGACUUGCUAAAUGGCAACAAUGAAAAUGUUUUGUCGCAACCGAAUGGUAAACCCGUAUCGACAUGCAGAUAUUGCCAACACACAUUCGAGAAAAGGGCCGCAUUUGCGACCCAUUUAGCAAGUUGCUCUGCAAAGAACGAAACUGCCGUUAAAAAAGAAGUACAAACCAAGAUCCGAGUAGCAACAAAAGAAGAAAUUCACACCAAACUAAAAAACCAAAGUAACAAAAUCUUAGACAAAAGCGUGGAAGAAAAUCAAAACAAUGAACCUGAAAUCAAAACUGUCGAUCAGAAACCGCUGAUAUCAAAACAAGAGACCCCAAACCAUGGUCUUAUUUCUUAUUUUUAUGAUUGCGAUGCGAAUCAUUUGAAUGGCGUCAACAUUAAACAAGAACCACACGAGGAUGAGUUCAAUUCAAAUUCCACACAUGCUACGAAUGGCUCCGACAUAAACGAAAUGUUUGAAAAUUUGGAAAAACAAACAUUUGGUGAGGGUUUGCAAACAGUUUCACUGGAUCUUAUGGUAUCAACACAACAACAACAGCAACAAGAUACUCAGCAGGAAUUAAUGGCGGGAAACGUUCCACAUGAAAAUGGAUGCAGUACCAACGAAAUGUAUCCCGAAAUGAAACAAGAAGCCGAUGGUGAGGAACAAAUGUCUGAAGAAUCUGCAAUGGAGACAUUAUCAAAAGUUGAGAUUCCAAAGAAAAAACCAAAGGGCUUUCGCACAGUGCCUGUAUCCAAGCAGCUGACAUGUCGCUGCAAGAUUUGCAACAAACAGUUCAAUGCAUUGAGCAACCUGCGCCGACACAUCUCAAUGUUUCACUAUCGAGCACGGCGUUUCGGCUGCAGCUUAUGCGAUUAUCGUGCCUUCAGACGUUAUGACAUUGUUAAUCAUCUGUCAUUUGUGCAUAAAAUGCAAGGGGAACGUGAGUCAAUGGCAGUCGAAUUUGUAACAAUGCAUGACGUCAAAUAUUCUAAGGAUGAUGUGGAACACGACAUUGUGGUAGUCAAUGAAGCAGGACCCACUAUGACAAAAACAGCUGGACACGAUGUGAAAACUUAUGAAAACAAAGGAAAACGUAAAAAAGAGAAAUUCUUGCCUGAAGAUGAAGCCGUGAGAAAAGAUCCCGAAUCUGAAAGCCCCAUCAAGAUUGAAGCUCGAGCUUCACCCGCAAAAUGUAUCAGCAAAGCUGUGCGUUCGAAACUACGCAAAGCCUUAUCGCACGAAGUGGAAAUGGGCCAAAGAAGACCCAUUCGCAAUCGCAUUAAAACAGUUAAUAGUGAUUUUGUUUAUGAUCUCUCCAGUCUGAAGGAAGAACCCAGAGAACAAACAAUUAGGAUUGCCCUGAAAAGGCGUAAUACUGUUGGAAUGGCGGAUAACAAGGGCAACAUAUCCGCAGAUUUGGCGCCACCUAUUAAAAUUGUACCCUACAGACUUAGAACCGAACCCCUUGUACCCACAAACAAAGAAUCAGUCAAAGGUUAUGCUGCUCGAAUAUACCGCAAUGUGGUCCAGGAGGCUUUAGCUGCACCGUCUACAUUGCCGGAGCUACCUGCUGAGAGGCCACUAAUGAGGCCUCGUCUAUCGUUACCUUGUCGUAGUGAUUCUUUAAAUGCACCCGUUAUAGAAGCCACCGAACUAGAAGUGGCUCGCCUGGAAUCUACUUUCUUUGAUGAUUCAUUCCUGGAGAAGUUUGCCAAGAAAUCGAAUCCUUCUUUCAAAAUGAAGCCUUUACUAGCAUUACAGCACAGUCCUCUUAAUUCGAUACUACAAAAGUUCGAAAACAAUUGCAACAAAGUUCAAAAUUCUGAAAAUUCGCCGACACAUUCCUCACAAGAAAACGGUCUUGCUGGCGACGAGUCUUCAAUACAUUUUAUGAACAUCGAGACUACGCCGCCUAAAAAUCCUACUCUCACCGUCAUUGAUAACCCAUUGGAAGACUUACAUGAACACGUUCUACAACAAAUGGAUAGUUCGCCGCCCAAUGGCGCACACAUUUUAGAAUCUACAUCACCGCCUUCGACACCCAAGAAAAGAAUAACAUUAAUGCAAAGACUUGCCGAGAACAGAGCUAGAAGACGAGAUCCCUUGUUAAGAAAUGCUCUGGAAAACUAAGAAAAAAACUAUAAUGGAACAAUACAUUUUCGUAUUAUGCAGAAGACUAUACAAAUUAGUUGCUCCCUUAGGUUCGCCACAUUACUUGUUUGCAGUUCGCAUUUCAUGUUACAUUUUGAAAAUUGAGUUUUCUAAUUUUCGAUUUCACAAUAUCUUAUUGAUUAUUAUUAAAGUGUCUAUUCGAAAUUUAGUUUCUAACUAUGAUAUAAAGUAUUUUUUGAAUUAUUAUCCCAUUCCAAUUAAGAUACAACCUCUUUUUAUGAUUGAGAAAUACUUCUGAAGAUUCUCCUCACAUGUACAAUUAAAAAGAAAAAAAACUUGAAUAUUGGUAACUUUGGUAUAUAUCAUUUCGUCAGUAAAUGACACUUUAUAUGAAUGUACCUUAAGCAUAGUAAUAGUCUAACCCAUCGUAAAUAGCUGAUCGGCAAGAGUUGUGAAACAAGUUUUUUUUUUAUUUAUUUAGUUUUAUGCCCUAAAAUCUUUUAGUAUUUUUUUAUACGUAUCGUGCCGUGAGAUUUCCAUUCCCAUUUGUUUGUUUUUGUUUCACAGUUUAUUUUUGCCGUUCAUGCCAUUUUCUCAAAUAAAUAUACAUAUUGUUUAAUGUCACAAAUCACUUAGUUUUGUAGUUGUAGAUUAUGUUUUUGUGUAUUAUAUCAAUAAUAACUCCUGGCUUUAAUAAAUAUUGUUAUAAAUAAGGUAAAGUUCAGUACCUUUGAAAAGUACUAAAAAAAAGAAAAUAUCACAUCCCAAAUGAAAGUUAAAACAAAGAAUAAACAAAAUAUGAAUUAUAUAAAAUAUAGAA